AUGGCCCUCGACCAUGUCCGCCUCUCCGUCGUCCAGUGCUUGGAGUCGCACCACGACGUCACCGCCUUUCUGCGCGCUCUUCCAGCGUCCUCGCUUGAUGCGCCACUGACGGCGCUCCUGACGCUCUUGACCAAGUCGUGGACCUUCAAAGAGUACUGGCCGGAAAUCAUUCCCGACUUGCUCACCGCGAAGACAUUGGAGGUCGCCGUCACCGCCGUCACUGCGCUACCAGCAAUCUUCAUCUAUGACGACGUCGGGUACCAGAAGCAUCAGUCCAACAUCGGCGCGCUCCAAUGGCUCGCCAACUUCACGCACCUCGGCAAGGCCAUCGAUCGCAGCAUGGUCGGCAACUUCAAAAGGCAUGUCAAGCGCUAUGACCAACUUGAGAGCGUACAGGUAUACGUCGACGCCUUUGUCCGUCUGGCGCCGUCGCUGCCGCCGCGCCUCCGCCAUCUCACCUUCGUCCGCGACGAAUUUGACGACGAUUCGGAAAUCUCGGAAGACUCGGAAGACUCGGAAGACUCAGAAGAAUCCGAAUCGGAAUCGGAGGACUUCGAAGACUCAGAAGACGACAGCAAUGAGUUUGACGACGGCUCGGCAACCUUCUGCUGCCAUCGCGACGACGUGUCCGAAGACUCGCAAGUCGACAGUCACGAUGAGAGCGACAAGACCGUCAUCAACGCGAACCUCGCGACGGCCUUACAGCAAUGGCUCGGCAAUGGCAGAAGCCACAAGCACGUGACAUUCAACUGCGCGCUGACGAAGGGCGAUGCCGCAGCCGUCGCCGACGUGCUUGUAUCUUCUACGUCGAUUAAGACCCUCGAGAUGAACGGGUCCGUGGAGCUCGUAGAGGCUCUCCUCGCGCGUACCGAGCCGCUGCCUCACUUGACGGGGUUCAAAAUCACGGGCUCGUCGGUCGAUGAAGCGAAGCAACUCGUGGCACGUCUCGACGCCACCAAGCUCACGCAGCUCCAAGUCGGCAACAUGGCGGACCUCAACUGGGUCCUGCCCUUGCUUCCGACGAUGCCCAACCUCCAGGAUCUCUCGCUCAUCUAUGGUCAACUUGAUGAGGUUCCUCCCACGUUGACUGGCGCGACACCCCGUCUGCGCGCGCUGACCCUCCACGGCGUCAGCUUUCCAGACACGGCGAUUGACGCGAUCUUUCAAACGUUGCGCCACUGGAUCCACACGACGGGCGUCACGAACGUGAGUCUGGUGCACUGCAAACUGGAACGAGCCAAUGUGAUUGCGUCGGUGCUCCAGAGCUCACCACGGUCGUCGGCACUCACGUUCAUGGACAUCGGCGACAUCGGCGACGACUUUGGUUGCCUUCACACGCUCAUCCAGUCGAUCGCCCAUCUUGUCAACACCACUGUCCAAGUCGCGUUCGAGAUGAGCACACGGCAGUUCAAAAGCAUCAAGACCACGGCGCUCUUGAACCAUGGCGUGACCUCCUCGACGCUAAUCCAAUACUAG
Molecule: messenger RNA, 1476 nt
Organism: Saprolegnia parasitica CBS 223.65
Lineage: Eukaryota; Oomycota; Saprolegniomycetes; Saprolegniales; Saprolegniaceae
Exons: 3
Coding region: 1-1476 (491 amino acids)
Source: RefSeq, a predicted model, not a curated record